CCCUGUAUCUAUGAAUUGGUGGAGAGGAAAUAGGUCAACGUAAUUACCAAAAUACCCCAGGAACCCAAAACAGGGUUCAAUUCCAUCCUCAGCUGCCCAACCGAGCACGCUAGCGAACUCCAAACGGCUAAAUCAGCCAAAAUUUUCGAACGAGCGCACGCCAAUAUGUCUGCGCAUAGGCUGUGCACGUUAGCCCUUCCACUCACCUAUGGCCACGUCAUCGAAUUGCCACCUCCUCCUAUUCCCCGCGACUCCGCCCCUCUCCCCCUCUUCUUACAGCCUCAGCGGCACUGAAACUCAAAAUUAACAAAAGUCGCAGUCGGAAUCUUAUUUAAAUUCCGAAUUAACCCCUGGAGAAUUAAUUUAAGUCCAGCCCCGUCCUUGAUACAUGGCGCCGUCGUCAAUUCCGGCGGCUCAGGGAAGCCAGCCGCAGCUGGGGGCCGCCGACCCGACGAGGGUGGCUUGCGAGCAAUGCGGCUCCGGUGAGCGGGACGAUGAGCUGCUUUUGUGCGACAGGUGUGAUAGAGGCUACCACAUGCUUUGCGUCCGCCCAAUCGUGGCCCGAAUUCCUAUCGGGCCCUGGUUCUGCCCGUCUUGCUCCGAUGAUCACAAUCGCCCCCUAAAAAGUUUUACGCAGAAGAAAAUUGUUGAUUUUUUUAGGAUUCAGAAGUCCGGGGAAUUCACAGAGAAAUGUGCCUCCCCUCAAGAUGCUAAAAAACGCCGAAGACGAUCUAGUACAUUAGUAUUCCACAAGAAGCGUAGGAAAUUGCUGCCAUAUAUUCCGUCUGAGGAUCCAGCAAGAAAGCUAGCACAGAUGGGAUCUCUUGCCUUUGCUUUGACAGCUCAGGGUAUGGAAUUCAGCAAUGAACUUACAUACAUGCCUGACAUGGCUCCUAGAUCAGCCAAUCAAGCCGUAUUUGAGAAUGGUGGCAUGCAGGUUCUUUCUAAAGAAGAUACUGACACCUUGGAACACUGUAAGGCUAUGCACAGAAGUGGCCAAUAUCCACCUCUUGUUGUAACCUUCGAUUCAUGUGAAGGCUAUACUGUAGAAGCUGAUGGUCCCAUAAAGGACAUGACAUUAAUUGCAGAGUAUACUGGAGAUGUGGAUUACAUUAAGAAUCGAGAACAAGAUGAUUGCGAUGGCUUGAUGACCCUCCUUUUAGCAACCGACCCCUCCAAAAGUCUUCUUGUCUGCCCAGACAAGCGUGGAAACAUUGCUCGCUUUAUUAGUGGCAUAAACAACCAUACAUUGGAAGGCCGAAAGAAGCAAAAUGUUAAAUGCGUGAGAUACAGCGUUAACGGGGAAUGUCGGGUGCUUCUGGUUGCCAAACGUGAUAUUGCUAAGGGCGAGAGGCUAUAUUAUGAUUAUAAUGGAUAUGAACAUGAAUAUCCAACCCAUAAUUUUGUCUGAGUCUUGUUGCAGAAUCUUUCUCUGACUGUCCACAGAGUAGUGAAUUUUAUUUUACUUUAGAUCCUCACUGCAGAUAAGAAACCAAAUGUUGUUUUUCUUCAAUUGCAUUUAUCAUGCGCUGCUUGCCAUUUUAAGUAGCAUUAGGAAAUUCAUAGUUGGCAGAGAAAAUCUUCUCUAGAUUCUGCAUGUUAAAGGUAGGAACCUUACUUUGCUAGUACCACCCUUCUUAUGUAAAAAGCAGUUACAUUCAACCACAUAAUUUAAUCUAGUUAUUUGAGGGUCCUGUUGGCUCAAUUUUUCGUUA
Messenger RNA from Sesamum indicum (sesame), 1715 nucleotides. Lineage: Eukaryota; Viridiplantae; Streptophyta; Magnoliopsida; Lamiales; Pedaliaceae. The record is from RefSeq and is a predicted model, not a curated record.